Molecule: messenger RNA, 2239 nt
Organism: Nothobranchius furzeri (turquoise killifish)
Lineage: Eukaryota; Metazoa; Chordata; Actinopteri; Cyprinodontiformes; Nothobranchiidae
Gene: spata7
Product: spermatogenesis associated 7
Biological process (GO): photoreceptor cell maintenance; protein localization to photoreceptor connecting cilium; protein localization to photoreceptor outer segment
Cellular component (GO): photoreceptor distal connecting cilium; rod photoreceptor outer segment; axoneme
Source: RefSeq, a predicted model, not a curated record
GUGAUGACGUAGACGUUCAUAGCAACCAGCAUGGCGACGGGGAAGCUUCACUCUUUAUUCGUAUAAGCUAGUUGUUUACUUGGUUAUUUUACUGCUUUAAUAUGUUAACAAUGAAGAACCGCGAAGCAGAUGGGUGCGUCCGAGGUCUUCCUUCAUUACUGCGGAGUUUAUCUGAGGAAAAUGGGAUUCAAUGGAUUUAAAACGCAAAUGGAAUCGAGAACAAGGAGUGUAUCAUCUGGAUUAGGAUCCAGCACUGAACUGAGAGGGAAAACUUCAAAAAGUAGUUCUUUUUAUCCUCACUCCUCCACCCCAUUGACAAAGUCCAUAAUUAAAGACCACAUGCUGUCUCAUUACAAAAAGGUUUACUCAGCUAAAGCUGCCAUAGAUACCUCCGUACCCAAAAGCUUGUUGCAAAGUGUAAAAUACAAGGACCAGAUCAGGAAGGAGCAGCUGAGAAGAGCUGCUCGCCCUCAGUCAGCCCUCUCUUUCUCACAGAUAAACAGCAGAACCUCUUGCCCCUCAGCCCAGCAGUAUGAUGACCGCCCGUACCUCUGCUCCAGGAGCUCCAUCAUCUCCAGCUCAAAGUUCAACUCCUCCUUCAAUAACAAGGACAUAGUUUAUCCAUCAAAGAAAGUUGGUGCCCACUACAGCCGCCCGUCAUCAGAGAUGAAGUACCGGAGCCCAGAAGGUUUUCAUAGAAAGCAGUCAACAUUUUCACUGGGAGCUGUGAGAGAUCAGGAUUGUUACAAAGCCUUUCAGGACCCGGUCAAGAAGACGUACGGUGGAGACUUGCUACAAAAACAUUCACAGCACUUUACCCAAGCGAAGCCAUUCACUCCCAAAACUCUAAAAUCAGAUAAGAGUUCAUAUCUGUCCAAAUAUCGUUACUACAGAGCUCCAAAGAUUAAAUCUUCUCAGGAUGGCAGCAACUGGAUGCAACAGGAAAUGUGUGAGCAAAGCACAGAAAACAAGGAAUCCACACAAGAAUUUGAUGAGCCAUCUCAGGAAUGUUCUGCAGCACAUGAGUGGGUUGGUGACAAGGACAAUUACACAGACCCUUAUCUUUUUAGUUCUUUGUCCAGAGCCGUACCAGAAGACACGACACCUCCCUCCAGGAGCGGGAUAUCUGCAGAGGAAGAAGAGUUAAUGUACCUUGAAUUCAUUUCUGCUGUGACGGAAGAUAUAUUGUCCAAGGCGCACAUCUCUGACAGCAUCAUAGAUCGAGUGAUGAAUCGGCAUAUUGACAUGAAUCUGCAUCGACUGGAUGAGGGUAAAAUGUGCCACCUUCUGGAAGUGCUGCGUAAAGAAUUUGAACAGCCAGCCAGCACAGAGCCACCAAAGGAACUAAACGACUUAUCUCAUCCAGUAUUUUUACAUCUGCAGUCUGGGUGGGAACACGUAAAGACCGAAGAAGACCGCAAUGGUUUGACACAAUAUGGUGAUCUUUUACUGGAUUCUGCACUGUUAAGUCUUCCUGUAAGAACUUUUCCUUCAGCCAAAACGGAUGAGAAGGAGGAAGAGGGUGACACUGAUGAAAAGGAAACUGGUUCGACCUUGAUCAGUGAAGAUGCUGCUAGUAAUGAAGAUGGUAAUCAAGAGAGUGUCCUUCAAGUAGACACAACUGCAGUAAAUAUUCCUGAUGACAACUAUGUGCACACCAGGAUAGACGGUGAUCAGAAACAAGCUGACAUCCAGAAAGAUGGAGAAUCUGAAGAGCUUGAGUAUCUAGGAAGAACAUUAUCAGAGGUGUUACAUGUUUCCAGCAACACGCAAUCUGAGGAUGUAGAAACGGCUAACGGGCCACACACAAACAGUGAUGAUGAGUUCUGAGGUUUUGCUGUUCUCAGUAUUUAGUGUGUUUGGUUCCUAAAAGAGUAUUGUUGCAAAAAAGGGGAAAAUUAUGAAAUAUAGAUGGUUAAAAUAAUUCCACACUGGUUGUGUCCUGUUUUCUUUUUUGUUCCUCCUUCAAUUGUAUUGCAUGUUUUAUUUAUUUAUUUAUUAUUAUUUUUGGAAACUGUUAAAACUAUAUAUUAUUUGACAAUUUCUAAAAGCUAGAUGUGUGGAGUUAGUCCUAUUUUGAGCGCUGUGUAGCUGUAGAUAACAUUUUCAGUUAUGGAGAACUGUGAAAACCAUUGAUUUUGUGUAACGUGUAACCUGGCGUGUUCUUCUGUAGUCUGUAAAAACUAAUGUUUCUUUUUUCACCAGAGUCUUUAAACUGCAAUAAAUUGUUAGUUUUUAA